Messenger RNA from Lagopus leucura (white-tailed ptarmigan), 1365 nucleotides. It is a transcript of the gene PRRX1, whose product is annotated as paired related homeobox 1. Gene Ontology annotation, biological process: regulation of DNA-templated transcription. The transcript has 4 exons. The record is from RefSeq and is a predicted model, not a curated record. Gene Ontology annotation, molecular function: DNA-binding transcription factor activity, RNA polymerase II-specific; DNA binding. The coding region runs from base 26 to 763 and encodes 245 amino acids. NCBI's taxonomy places the organism in Eukaryota, Metazoa, Chordata, Aves, Galliformes, Phasianidae.
GGCAGAAAAGCCCCCGCUCGGCACCAUGGCGUCCAGCUAUGCCCACGCCAUGGAGAGGCAGGCCCUGCUGCCAGCCCGCCUCGACGGCCCUGCCGGCCUGGACAAUUUACAAGCCAAGAAGAACUUUUCCGUGAGUCACCUGCUGGACCUGGAGGAGGCGGGCGACAUGGUGGCCGCGCAGGGGGACGAGGGCGGCGGCGAGCCCGGCAGGAGCUUGUUGGAGUCCCCCGGGCUGACGAGCGGUAGCGACACUCCGCAGCAGGACAAUGAUCAGCUGAAUUCAGAAGAGAAGAAGAAAAGAAAGCAGAGAAGGAACAGGACUACCUUCAACAGCAGCCAGCUCCAGGCACUAGAGAGGGUCUUUGAGAGGACACACUACCCUGAUGCUUUUGUACGGGAAGACCUUGCACGCAGAGUCAACCUCACUGAAGCCAGAGUUCAGGUGUGGUUCCAGAACCGGAGAGCCAAGUUUCGCCGGAAUGAGAGGGCCAUGCUGGCCAGCAAGAAUGCUUCUCUGCUCAAAUCCUACUCAGGGGACGUGACCGCCGUGGAGCAGCCCAUAGUACCUCGCCCAGCUCCAAGACCCACCGACUAUCUCUCCUGGGGUACCGCUUCUCCUUACAGUGCCAUGGCCACCUACUCCACCACGUGUACCAACGCCAGCCCGGCGCAGGGCAUGAAUAUGGCCAACAGUAUUGCCAACCUGAGACUGAAGGCAAAAGAAUAUAGUUUACAGAGGAAUCAAGUGCCCACAGUCAAUUAAUGACUGGAGGCAGCUGCUUCGCAGAAGGAGAAAAUACGACAACACCCGUCCUGCUUUGCAACUUCUGUGCUGAAAUAAAAAAUAUAUAUAUAUUAAAAAAUAUUAAAAAAAGAAAAAAGGAAAAAAAAAAAAGCCAACCCCAACCCAGAACUGAAUAUUGGGACCAAAGCGGGAGCAAACUGAACCGCUCGAGUGACAAGGUUCCUCCUUCCUUGUGGGAUAAUGCCACCAUUUUUUUUCUUGUUAUUGUCAGGUUUAUUGCUUCUGCUCAAUAUACUAUGAGCUUCUUCAGUUAAGGACAGUCUCACCCUUGUUGUUUUCCAUUUUUGUAUGGGACUGCAAAAAGAAACCUUCGCUGAUCUCAGCCCGCGGCUGCUUCCCACCCAACACCGCGCUGAGGUGCAAAGCUUGCUCCCCCACCCCAGCUCACCCUAGAAGAAGAAAUUGUUUGGUCACUGCUUUCCGUUGUAUCCACCUGACCUUCCGUCCCCUCCCACAUCCCUUGUUCCACAGAGGCAAUGCCGUUGAUGUUGACUGCAAGAAGCCCAUUGGCGCGAUGGGCUGGGAGCAUCCUUGCCAGGUUGCCUGGACCACGACACAAG